Canariomyces notabilis is the source of this 675-nucleotide messenger RNA. RefSeq lists its product as uncharacterized. The record is from RefSeq and is a predicted model, not a curated record. Bases 138 to 512 code for a protein of 124 amino acids. Lineage: Eukaryota; Fungi; Ascomycota; Sordariomycetes; Sordariales; Chaetomiaceae. The transcript is spliced from 3 exons.
UUGUUUCUGUUGUGCUGACUUCCUGGGCUUUGAGUUGACGAACCUGGUUGUAUUUCAUUAAUGACUUGGAUAGAGGAGGAUUUCUUUUCUUCGCGGUUUUCACAUAAUACCUUAUCAUUCCUACUGUACAUAGCCUCAUGGUGAUAAUAAUUAAUGAUAUUUUGGCACCUAUUGCAACUGAUGCUGUCCUGGAUGGGCACUCCCAGGUUCAUCAUGAUUCUAGUCCAGGAGCUUUCCUGCACGACGCACAUGCAGCCAUCAUCACACCCCCAAGAACCGUGCAUCCCAGGGGUGUUUUGUUGAGGCAUCCAUCACUAUCAGGGACUCAGAACCUUUGUCACUACUUAGCUUUUCCAUCCCCUCCCCAGACUUCUUUCAAAGCGGGAAUGUCGUCAAACAUCUUGGACGUGUUUCUCAACAUUGAGGCGAAGCGUGUACUCAGAAAGGUGGAAUAUAAUCGGCAAGAAGCAUGGCUUCUUGACACUAGUCGGGACAAUACUUGCCAAAUGUAACCAAAUUCGGCACUUAGCUAGCAAGAACAGCCCCCAAAAGGCCAUACCGCUCAUUCACCAGCGGGUCUCGCGUCCAUGGACCUACCCCUUCUCUGAGACCACUCUGGAGAGCCUGAUUGAACAAAUGCGCCUCCCAACAGCUACCCGAGCUCGACUGGCCUGG